UCUCUCUCUCACAAGCCAACGCCCCUUCGUUUCCUUGUAGUUUCCACCCGCCCGUCCACAGCCUCCACUGGACACCCUGCAGACCGCGCACUGGACAGCUAUAUGCGUGGCUGCCUUGCCCAUCAACGGAUACUACACGUAUAUAUUUAUCAGAACGCAUAUCUACAUAUAGAUAUAUAGAGCUAUAUAGAGAUAUAUUUUCAUUUGCAAGCAUGGCUGACGAGACGACGGGAGGCAGCAGUGGAGUGGAAAAGUUUAAAAGUUAUGUGCGGACCAGAAAAGGCACGAUACUCGCCGUGGAAAUCUUCCUGUGUCUGGUGAUUCUGAUCUGCUACGCUGCCUCUCGCUAUGGGGGUUACUCGGCUGUGGCGGUCUGCGAGCUGGUCUUCGCUGUGGUGUUUCUCGUGGUCUUUGCACUGCAGUUCGACCAGCAGGUCAAAGUGAUCAGCUGGGUCUGGAGCGAUUUAAUCCGUGCUGUGAUUGGUGCUCUGCUCUUUCUUAUCACCUCUCUGAUCUCUGUGAUUGGUGGAGGCGAUGGAGCCAGAAUAGCAGGAGGGGUGUUCGGUCUGCUUGCCGCCGUUCUCUUUUCAUAUGAUUCCUACAUCAGCUACCUCGCCAUCAAGAGCUCCAAACACACUCCUGCAGCUACUGAUGUUGCUGACGACGUUUAACUGAGCUGGCCACAGAAA
Polyodon spathula (Mississippi paddlefish) is the source of this 689-nucleotide messenger RNA. It is a transcript of the gene plp2b, whose product is annotated as proteolipid protein 2b. The record is from RefSeq and is a predicted model, not a curated record. Gene Ontology annotation, cellular component: membrane. The transcript has 5 exons. Bases 213 to 671 code for a protein of 152 amino acids. NCBI's taxonomy places the organism in Eukaryota, Metazoa, Chordata, Actinopteri, Acipenseriformes, Polyodontidae.